UCCUGCAGGGCGAGGAUCGCGCGGCCUCGGGCAGGAGGGGGUUACUGGCCCGCCGGGAGGCCGGCCCGGCUCGGGGGCUGGGCGGGUGAAUCAGCAUCCGCUGCCAGGCGCGCCGAUUGCGCGGGCCCCACCCGGCCGCCUCCCUGAGCCGCGCCGGGUCGGCGGAGGCACGUGCGCCCGGGGGCCGCGGAUCGGCGCAGGGGGAACCCGGGCGGUGAGGCUCGCCCCGCAUGGAGCCCGCCGGGAGCCGCCUGCGGGGCAAGCCCUUCCACGGGCGCGAGUGGGCGCUGGGCCGGCUGGCGCUGAGCCUGGAGGGGGGCGGCGGGGUGCUGGUCACGGGCGGCGCCGGCAGCGGCAAGACGGCUCUGUGCACCGAGGCGCUGUGGCCCACCUCCGGGCCGGGCCUGCGGGUGGCGCUGGGCGACUCUGCCCUGGCGUGGCACUUCUGCCAAGCGCACGACGCCGCCGCCACCUGCACCCCGCGCGGGUUCCUGCUGCGGCUGGUGCGGCAGCUCGAGCGCUGCCCGCUGCUGCCCGGCUACCGCGAGCGCCUUCGUCGGGGCGGCGCCCCCCGGCCGCUGGAAGCCGCCGCGUGCAAGGAUCCGGACGAGGUCUUCCGCAGAGCAGUGCUGCUGCCCCUGCUGGACCUGCCACCCCCCCAAAAGCCUCUGCUGAUCGUGGUGGAUGCCUUGGAUGCAGGAAAGAGAGAUCGCCAGGAGGAGGAGGAGGAAGAAAGAGGCCCCAUUCCAGGGCCCAGCAAGUCCAUUGCCCGACUCCUGGGGAGCCACCUGCGGCUGCUGCCCCCCUGGCUGCUCCUGGUCUGCAGUGCCCGCUCCCAGAGCCAGGGGGUCCUGCGCCUCUUCCCUGGAUUCCGACAACUGUGCCUCGAUGACCUUCAGAGGGAACCCAUCAUCUGCGAUGUGCAACACUACAUCCUCGCCCGGCUGGACCGGGAGGAGGCGCUCCGGCGGCGCUUCAGCCAGGAUACGACCGCAGCCCUGACCCAGCUGCACCUGAAGAGCAACGGCUGCCUGCUGUACUUGGAACAGGUAUUAGACAGAGUGGCGGAAGAGUUGGUCACUCCGCAAGAGGUCCGUCACAUCCCAGGGACGCUCUCUGGACUGUACCUGUGGCUCUGCCAGCGCCUCUUCCCACACAAACGGUUUGCCCUGAUCCGCCCUCUGCUGGAGGCCUUGCUGGCAGCCCCUCGCCUGCUGACGCCUCGUGAGCUUCACGCUGCCCUCUGGACGUGCCGUCCACUGUCCUGGGAGAGCUUUCAGGUCCAUCUGGCAACCUUGGCAGGGCUCCUUCAAGAGGGCCCUGGGGGCACCUGCAUGUUCUUCCACGUCAGCUUUGCCGAGUGGCUUUGUGACAUCAAGCUUUGUACGUGGAAGUACCACUGCUGCCCGGCCCGAGGGCAUGCCCUGCUUGCCGUGAGUGCCUCCUGCCGGGCACUGGAAUUAAGCCCGGAGGAGGUGAUCGAACUGGCCCAGCACUUGCUGGCUGCCAAGCUGUGCCUUGAGGCCUGGCAGCUGGCGAUGUGGCUAGUGUGGUGCCGGGUGCCUGUGGAGUGCUGCUUGGGGCCAGAGCUGCUGGUGCCCUUGGAGCCAGCGGUGCUGGAGCUGCUGGUGCUGGCGGGCGCUCGCCUGGGGGAGCGAGGGCAGGCCCCAUCCCUGCACCAAGCCUUGGAACGGGAGGAUUCUGUGCGAUUGCUACUAGAAAACGGCACCAGUGUUAACCAGCGGGACGUGGACGGGCGCACUUGGCUUGCUAGUGCCGCCCACAGCGGCAACCAUGAAGUGGUGGAGCUGCUCUUGACACAUGGUGCACAGCCAGAGACCCCAGAUCACCUUGGACAGACCCCCAUGAACUUGGCUGCUCGCCAAGGACACACAAAGGCCCUGCUUUGCCUGCUGGCCCACGGCACAAAGGUCGAUUGUGCGGAUCACAAAGGUUGGACAGCUCUACGUGCGGCUGCCUGGGGCGGUCACAGCGAAGCCAUUGGUGUUCUGCUGCAAGCUGGGGCCACUGUGGAUUGCGCUGAUACCGAGGGGAGAACAGCACUGAGGGCUGCUGCCUGGGGUGGCCAUGAGGACAUUGUGGCCACUCUGUUGGAGCACGGAGCAGAUGUCAACCGGGCUGAUUCUGAGGGGCGGACGCCACUCAUUGCUGCUGCCUACAUGGGUCACGGAGUGAUUGUGGCUCUGCUGCUGAACCAUGGGGCUCGUGUUGACCACGCCGACAUGGAUGGGCGGACUGCCCUCUCGGUGGCCGCUUUGUGCAUUCCAGUGAGCCGUGGCUGUGCCAAGGUCGUAGAGCUUCUCUUAGAUCAUGGUGCUUCUCCGGGACAUGCCGACUGGGACAACGUGACUCCCUUGCUGGUAGCUGCCUAUGAAGGCCACGUGGAUGUCGUGGAGCUCUUGCUGGAAGCAGGGGCCGAAGUGGACCAGGCCGAUUCCAGAGGCUGCACUCCACUCUUGGCUGCUUCCUCCAUGGGCCAUCGGGCAGUGGUAGAGACUUUGCUACUUUGGGGGGCAGCCAUAGAUGUCCUAGACAGUGAAGGCCGGACUGCUCUGGGUGUUGCAGCUGGACAGGGCAGCGAAGCCGUUGUCCAGGCUCUGCUAAAGCGGGGCUUGGAUGAAAACCACCAAGAUGGGCUGGGCUGGACCCCAUUGCACUUGGCGGCCUGGCAGGGCCAUCACAGGAUAUGUGCAGCUCUUUUGGAGGCUGGAGCCCACGUAGGCAAGCCGAACCAGGACGGCCGCGUCCCACUGAUGGUGGCAGCCCAGGAAGGACACACGGAUGCUGUGCAGCUCCUGCUCGAGUACUACUCCCCCAUCGACCACCAGGGCUACGAUGGGCUCUCGGCCUUGUCUCUGGCUAUGCUGGCCGGACACCACAGCACUGCCGAGCUGCUUCUGCGCAAGGGGGCAGAGGUGAACUUGUCUGACUCCGAGGGUCGUCCCAUGCUGUACCUUCUGAUGCUGGAGGGCUGUGUGGAGAUGGCCGAAUUGUUACUGGAACACGGGGCCAGGCUGGAGGGGCGGGAUGCCCAGGGCCGCACAGCAUUGCACGUCACCUGCUGGCAGGGGCAGGGGGAGGCCACCCAGCUGCUGCUGAACUACGGGGCAGACGUGGAUGCCCUCGACAAGGAAUGCCGCUCGGCCUUGCAUCUGGCUGCCUGGCAGGGCCACGGGAGCAUUGCACACUUGUUGCUAGGGAGGGGGGCACAGCCCAACCAUAGUUGCAGCCAAGGGGCCACUGCUCUGGGGGUGGCCACGCAGGAAGGGUGGGCUGAUGUGGUGGAGGUUUUGCUGGAGCACGGGGCCAGCCCCGAUGUCCAGGACAAGUCAGGCCGCACCCCCAGGUGGCUGGCAGCCAAGCGGGGCCACCAGGCCGUGCUAAAGCUGAUGGAAGGUUAUGGGGCCUGGCCGGGACCAGACUCCCCCCAGCUAGGCUCUUCCAGCAGCUCGGCCAGCAGCCCCGUCCCCCAAGGCAUGCGAGGCGAGUCUCCUGCGGCCUGGCUGGGUUCCACUGGUGAGUCGCAGGCCUCCCCUGGCUCUUCAGCCACAACGUCCACUUUUCACUCCCAUGCUGCCCUCCAAAUAAUUCCCCUGGACCCACUCUCUGGGGCACAGCAGAUGCAGCGAUACUCCCCACCCCAUCGGCCCCGGCCAGGGCCUUUGGCGCUACCGCCCUCUCCAGCUCUGGACAAGUAUAGCAAAGACUCCAGGGGGGCCCAGAUCUCCAUUGACACGCUGGCCCCCCACCUGCACCGUAAGGCAGCCAUCAAGCUGCAGUUUGAGGGCCCGACUUGCGGCUAUCACUAUAAGCAGGAAACUCCCCUUUGAUGUGGGGAAGGGGGCGAGUCUCCACAGGCACCAGUGCCAGGCCGGUGUGGCUGGUCAGUGAGAGGUGCGGUCCUCGGCGCAGUGCUUUGGCACUCCUGGCUAGGAAUGCUGAGGAGGGUCCUCUUUAGGACCUCCGGUGCCCACCCCAAGACCCAUCCAGCUUUGGAAAGGGGGGUCCAUCCAAGAAGGGGGGGCAGAAGUGCCACAGUGGUGUCAGGCAUCACAUGCUCUGUGCUAUGUGGGGAUUGUGUUCCUCUCAGCAGCUGAGAGCCUCUCCCAGGAAAGGGGGCUGGUGACCCUCAGCUGUGCCAGUAAAAGGCAACCAGGGUCUGUCUGGCUUUCUGCACCUAGGCCGAGCAUAAAGCUAGCACACCGUACAGUGCCUGCAUGCACACAACCUGCUAUGCACAAAAGAACCAUCCUUGUGGGUUAAGAUGAUGGCCUUGUUCACACAAUGUGCAGGAUCACACACAUCACCCAGGCCUUUUACACGACUAAUCUGUGGUCUCGUGUGAGUUCAAUUGCUGACUCUGGCCUGGUGGCCGAGGCCGGAAGGGAGCAUCUGGGUGCUUUUGAAUGUCUGCUGUGCCAUGUGUGGGGGGGUGCUCAGCUCCAGAAGGGAGGGGUCUUACCCCACAACCUCAACCUCUGGCUCUUUGAGGGCAGCCCUCCGGCAGUGGAGGCAGCCGUCUGCCAGGGAUGCUGCAAUGAAGGGCUCCUGCCCUGGGCUCUCUGACCACCAUGAGGCCCUUAAGCAUGAUUACUUGGGGGGGGGGUGAUCCAAAAAGAGGGGGGGUGAGGCUCCUUCCUCUGGUGCUCUCUGCCCAAGCAAUCUCGAGAUGUGGGGAAGCGGCUCCCACCAGAUCUCAGUCAGCCAUUUGCGUGGAAACUCUGGGGUGCCCCAAGAGGAAGAAACUGCUGGCUGCCUGAUCCUGCCCAGGUCCAUCUGCUCAGGCCCAGUUCUGUAGGAGCAGCAGAGAACCAGGAUAUCCCCACAGCCUCUGCUGUGCUGGGGUGGUCCUGUCUGCCUGUUCCUUGGGCUGGGCACUAUUCACCCUUUGCCUCCAGGGAGGCCUCUUUCGCCUCCCAGGUGCUGCAGCCCUCCCUGCUGGCAUGGGAUCGGGCACCUGCCAGGUGGGCCUCUGUCCUUGGGCGCUCUCAGCCAACCCACCUGCAGCUCCAGAUGAGACCCUCGA
Crotalus tigris (Tiger rattlesnake) is the source of this 5047-nucleotide messenger RNA. RefSeq names its product ankyrin repeat domain-containing protein 50-like. The record is from RefSeq and is a predicted model, not a curated record. Lineage: Eukaryota; Metazoa; Chordata; Lepidosauria; Squamata; Viperidae. The transcript is spliced from 3 exons. Gene Ontology annotation, molecular function: protein binding. The coding region runs from base 231 to 3851 and encodes 1206 amino acids.